AUGUCCCUGACACUCCCAACGCUGGGCCUCACCCUGCGCCGCCUUCUUUCCCGCCCGCGACAGGCCCCCCGCGCCGUCGCCUACUACUCUGGCGCCGCCAGCUCCAAGUCCGCGGACCCCGUCAAGGCCCUCUUCACCGAGGAGCUCGAGAAGCUCCAGAAGGCCCAGAGCAAGUCCACCAAGGCCCCUGUCUACAACGACACCGAGCGCAAGAUCGACGCCAGCCUGCUCGACAGCCUCAAGCCCAAGAAGAACUAA
Molecule: messenger RNA, 258 nt
Organism: Fonticula alba
Lineage: Eukaryota; Rotosphaerida; Fonticulaceae
Exons: 2
Coding region: 1-258 (85 amino acids)
Source: RefSeq, a predicted model, not a curated record